AUUGCCACUUUAGGUGACAAAUCGCUCAUCAAACGACCAAACUCAAACAUUGACUCAGAUCAACAAAGUCAGUUCAAGUGAAGCAUACAAAAAAAGAUGGAACACCCUUAAUGUUUUCCUUGAAUCUCAUCGAAGAUUAGAAUUCGUGGUCUUGCAGUUUUCGCGCUGCGACGUUGCCCAAAAUGGAAUCGGGCUCCGCGUCCAGUAGUGAUAGCGGAGGUCGCGCCGGAUCUCUCUCCGUAGCGGAGGGCCGACGCAAGAGUAUAGCGUCUCGUGCCUCUCCUGCACCGCCCGGACGCGGAAAAGGGUCUGCUCCUUCUAUUAAGGCUCGUUUCCAGAAGAUUGUAAUACAAUGUUAUGUAUCCUCCACCAACAUGAUCGCUUUCGCUGUCUCAGAUCCACGUGUAUUAAUACAUAGUGACUAGAAAGGAGUCACCGUGAAUGAUCAUGUUCAGAAGAGUUUCAGCCUCUAAUUGCGAUUACAGGGUGGUUUCCAGCUACCCAACUCUAAACCUCUAAUUCUAACAUUGUCCCUGAUUCUGAAAACCUCUAAUUCUAGUAUGUCACCAGCGAAGGCAAAGGUUGGAGGUGGAACUCCAGGUGCAGCAGCUUCGUCACCCGCGACGGCGAAAUCGAGUUCCAGAGUGAUGCUGCGGCGCCCUAGUGCGACUAUUAGUUAAGGCUCGCGAUGGUAAUCCAUGUUUACAGGGCACUUACCUCAAUACAGUUUACCUCAUGAUGUUGGACUUGGAUCCUGACAAUUCUAUGCCAUGAAAAGACUAAAAUAAUAGAUAAUUUGAGAAGAUCUUCUAAAGUCUGGGGACGUUGAAGAAAAACUCGACCAGUCCGGACGAUGGGUCUUCGUCGUCCAAUACGCCAGCGAAAGGGCAAGGGGUUAGGGGGAGCCGCUCGAAUAGUCCCGUAGAUAUAGCGGGACCAAAUGAAGCUCCACCACCAAGAAACAAGCUGGCGGCGUACUGAAAAUUCAUAAUUUCACCAUUUGCGUUUCUCAUGUUGCCUUGUUGUUCGUCUUCGUUAAUAUGAUCAAAAAUGCGCAUACUACUCUUCUUGGGGUUUUUGACUUCAGCUGUACGACUUGUAGCUUAGCUGUAGGGUUAGGGUUUUCCUGUCGAUUAAAGAUAAAGUCUAAGAUAGUCGAUUAAACUCGAACUUGAACUAUCCACUCUCGUCACCUCAGGGCUUUACGUGCACGAGAAGUCGAGGAUACGCAGCUUAUACCCGAGUUGUAUGCGUCUCUAUUUGGCAACAAAUGGAGCUUGAUAUCCAUUGUGCUGGACAAAGCCUGCCGUUAUGCGGAUAUGCUAGGGGUCAAAUUACCGACGACGCCCCACCAGUGGGACACAUUCUUCAAGGAGCAAGCUGGUAUCUUCAAUUCUUUUCUCAGUGAAAAUGCCCAGUCUACUAGGUCUCAGAUAAUAGUACAGGACCAUCUAGGAGGAUGUCAAUUAUGCUUGCAGAAGCAGAAUAUCGUAGGACUAAAAAUGAAGAUCUAUUUUAGUCCUAUCAUGGUCAUCGACGUCAUUGUGCCCAGAAGCACGACCGAUCAACAUAACAAAUCCGAAUGAUCAUCCUCAUCUUCAUCUUCAGAAAAACUCGUAUCUUUGGAGGAGCUCGAGGUAACAUUGCGGGAAAAUAUCCUCGAGGAGCAGACUCAAAAAGGGGAAAUCGAGCUGCGCAUGGCCGAGUUGAUGGAGGAAAACACGCGCUACGAAACCGAGAGGAACGAAAUUUUCGCGAAGCUUGCUCAGGCUGAAUCUGAUCUGAAAGAGUUGCAAGGAAGUAUAGUCCCAAAAUUGCAGGAUCAGAAACUUCGCAUGCACGAGGGCUUACAAUACGUAGAAGAAACCCUCACCAAGUUCGCAAUCGAAACAUGGGGACCCAAAAAGUGGGCGGCGAGAGGAACAUACUCAGGAGGUACUACUCGAAGAUCUGUAAUUCUAUUUGUUGUACUUACAAUUUAGAAUAUCCGUUGUAUUUUAUUUUGGUAUUUUUGUUUAUGUUUUUUUGUCACCAACGAACUUGAUGUUCAUCUUGAUCAGUCUUGUAGUAUGAUGAUUCAUUUUGUUGGCAAAAGACUCUGUCUUCAGUCUUCACUCUCUUCUUUCAAUAGGUACGAAUCAUUUGAAUAUCACGCUGGCGCAAACGGCCGCUGAGGAAGAUGCUGCGUCGGCAGAAAAGGCUAACGCCAUACGUGAGGAGACGCAGAAGAUGCUGGCCGAUUUGAGGUAUCUACAACGUCGAGAUGAGAAACAUCAAGGACCACAGGCACAACCUCCGAAGGUGGGUCUAACGCAGCCACAGAUGAUCUUCUAUAAUGAUAGUGAGGAACCUUCAAGUGGAAGUGGUGAAGACCGUCAUCGUGGACAUCGACAGGCGCAAGCUCACCAAGAGCAUGUGAUCAAUCACCGGCUUUCAUCACGCCAUGCAGAUGCGCAUGCAGGUGCGGUUUUUGAGCACCACGUUCGCGCGAGCUCAUCGGAUCCAGACAACUCCUCGGAUCAUGGGAAUACUAGAGCAGCGCCGGCUGUGUAUUAUCAACAUGUUGGGGCGACAAGUUCAGGUGCAUCACAUCAGACGACGAGAACAUCUUCACCAGCACCGGCUCAGCACAAAUAUCAAUCGAUAACGAUGAGGGAAUUUCUGUCGACCCAGCAAGACCACGUUGAGCAACACAGUGUCAACUACGGAAGUAUUGAUCCGAUCGAAGCAGGUGGUAGUCAUGUCGCGUAUCGAGACGAGGAACGCGCGGAACCAGCUUUACCAGUGCCUCACUCAUGGCGAGCGGCAGAGCAAGCUUCCCCCAUUAGACAGGGGGCAUCGACAUCGAUGACAGGGGUCCAAAAGCAAAAGGGCUCUCCUCCCAGAGACAUCGGAAACCAGAUGCAAAUGCGGAGCAAAACCCUAUUCUCUUCAGAUGCAUCCAAUGAGCGCGCACGACUGAUGUUGGAGGAACCCGCCCUAGUAGGCUAUGCUACGAGCAGUACAUUAGAAGACGAACAAAGUCGACUGACGGCCAACGUUGUAUCUUUCGGAGCAGCCAGUCCCAGUCCCAGUGGACGCAGAGCGGACUCACCAAAACGAACAAGCACACGAGUGCUUUCACCACACAUGCAGAUGCUGACAGGUUACGAGCUCUGUGGUGACGAGCCCACUCAUGGCGACAGCCCGAUCCGUGAUCAUCAAUCGAUACCACGGACGGUUCGCGCCACAAAGGAAGCGAUGGCGUACAUUCAGGCAAGGAUCGCAGAAGACAUGCAGGAGAAAGUAUUAGAUUUUUCAUGUCAUUAGCAGGGACAACGACUGGACAACUCUCUCUCUCUCCAUGUCAUUAGCAGAAGAAGUAGAUAUCUGUUUUUACAGCCACAAUCCUUUUCGAGAACUCAACAACCACAAUCCUUCCAGAGCAUCGCCCUCGACCGCAUUGCGCACAUCAAGGAGCUUGAGAGUGCGUUGUCGCUGGUGCAGCGAAGCAUGCACUCCGCACGUGGCGUGCAGAAUGAGAUCACGGAGGAGGUGAUCGAGACGCGAAAAGCAAACGAGAAACUGAUUGCUCGCAAUAAAGUCUGCGAGAGGGAAGUGCGAGAUAUACAACGGUACCGCACGCAACUUCUACUAUUAUGACUCAAAACCCUAGUUUUCAUUUCGACUUCCAUUCCCUGCUGAAGCAUCUUGGCCCUCCCUUAGUCUAGUAAGGAGGAUGAGAAUGAGAAAGAGGUGGGUACAUUAUAUCAGAGUAGUUUAUAGCACGCAUGGUGCAUGGAGUAGCAUGGAGGGCAUGGAGCGCAGAGCUUUAAGGGGCGCAAGAAGCUCCCCCUUUAGCUCCAUGCUACUCCAUGUGAUCCAUGCACUCCAUGCCGUGCGAGCUGUGAAACCUUAUAAAUUGCUCUGUUAUACUUAUAUCUUUCAAGAUGGAAUAGCAAUAGGGCGAGCUCUAACACUAGCCGAAGAGCACGUAGCAAGAGUGCGGAGGGACAAGGAAUCACAAGAGAAACAAGUUGAGCAAGUCGUAGCGGAUUCAGCGAAGAUAUUUCAGUCACUAGCGGAUGCCAAGAAAGUGCUGUCAACUUUUGUAAGGAAAUUCACUCGUAGUACUUUGCUACUGGUAUUUUGAUGCCCCGCCCUUAGUAGAGAAAAAGAAUUAAAGAGCGACUUUAAAAAAGAGAUGCUCCAAGUUCUUCAAGAAAAUACUUCUCAGUCACUAUCCAUAUCCAAAACCUACUCACUAUCCAAGAAUAACCCUCACAGGCAAAAGAUCGCGACGAAGUCGUUAGGAUUCGUGAGGAGUUGAGGACUGCUCAAGAGAAGCUGGAAGCUGAAAAAGAUCACAGAAAUCUCUAUUCCCGAUUGGACGAAGCAACGGACAAGCCGGUCUAUCGGCAGCUGCAAAAGCAAGUCGCAGCUCUCAGAAAGUCCCUCAAGGCUGAGAAAGCGAAAGUGAACGAAGAAAUGCCGAAAUUGCAAGACAAAUGCAGGCUGCUGGAGCACACCAAGACCGAAUUUGAAAGACGAUGGAAAAAAUUGGAUAAACAGGUACUCGGACUUUGCUAUGAAAGAAAAAAGUGCACUCACACUCAAAAAGAUUGGCUAUUUUCCUACUUAAAUCCUACCCAAAUUCUUGAGUGUGAGUGCACUUUUUCGUUUCAUAUUUGCGUUACUUCUUUCACUCGCAUAUUACGGCCACUGAUCAAGCCGCUGACCACGACUCCAGGUUGUUGGUAAAAGGAAUCUUGAUUUUCUUCAUAUUGCGUCUUGCUGAACGUGAAUACAUAUACACAGCUUGUUCUCUCACUCUCUCAGUCUUUCCACACCACCUCCACCAGGUAGCUCAACUAAAGAAGGAGCACGCAGCAGAGCUUCAGCAGUGUCAAGCAGAGUAUAGGGACCAAGCAGAUAGUGACGUGGCCAGACGUGCAGCCGAAAUAGAGGAGAAGUUUCAGCGAAAUCUAAAGACUGAGGUUGGCCGCGUGAAGAUCAAUUUGCGGACGGAAAUGAAGAACGUUAUCGCAAAACAUCAUUACGAAGUAUCUCACUAGUCACUAUCUUUCGACUUCAUCCCUUCAUAGGAUAAAUAUGACAAUAAACAGUACUCGUAGAAGAGUAUCAUUGUCUAUAAUCCAUUCGCCUGGUUCUGAAGAGAUAAGAGGUUGCACUUCAUCUUCGAAAAAUACAGGUUUUGAUGCAGUUCUACAUGAUCGAAAAGGAGAAGCUGUGGGCCCUGUAUCGCGAGUGCACUGGCGCGUAUCAAGGCUCUGCCUCAGACGAAAAAGCAAAGACAAGGCAUUUCACUGAUCGUCGAAAUCGCCUUUACAUUCUCCGUGGCAGAUGUGCGUUCUUACGUGAGCAUUUGAUCAGUGCGCUUGAAACCGAGGAAAUGGAAAAGCCGCGUCCAGAAGCAGUAGACGGCAAGAGUCAAGCUGCGAUUUUAACAGAUGCUGACCACAAGAUGAAAGCUGAACAGGAGAAAAGAGCCAGGGCUGAAGAUAUAGUGAAGAAUGAUUUCCGCGUCGAAGAUCUGAAGAAAUUGUUGGAGCUUACGCGGAAUGAACUAGAGCGCUGUGAGGCAGAUAGAAAGGAGGAAAAGGAGGCUCUCAAGCACGCAGAAGCGAAAAUCAAGGCAGUAGCGACAAGCGGUGAGGAACUCCGCCGGAAAAUGGAUUCGCGAGUACGUGUGCUGGAAGAUACACUUAUGAAGGUCCGCUAAAGAACGAUUAAAUACAUUGUUCGUGGUCUUCGUUUUCGUAGUUGUAGUUGUGCUGCUUAAAUAAGUUGAAGUUGUUCAUGGACUACAUCACCGAAAAUGACCUCACUCUGAAGAACAAAUUAUCGGCAUGGUUUUUUAGUACAACAAGUGAAUGAUGCCUAAAAGAUGUUUGUUGAUUUCGCUUUUUUUGUUCUGCUCACUUGAAAAUCGAUAUUGAUGCUCCCUUUCGCUUUUCUGCCAUCAGCUUUUUGGAGGUAUGAUUUUUUUUCCUUUGUAUAAUAUCUCUAAUUUUUUCGAGACUCUGCGGCAGGAUGGCACCUCUUUUCACGGCUUCAUGGAGGACCAGGUGAAGAUCCUGCAUUCGGAGCUUGCCACGCAGCGUGCCCAAUGCAAAAGCCUGACUACGGAAGUGCUGCAGCUGCGCAAGGAGUUAGCAGCCGCGGAACAUGAGGCGGCGUUGACUGCAGACCAGGAACGGAUGUCUCAGUUGCAGGAGAAGCGGACUUCGCAGGUAGUGGAGCGAACGCGUCUGCAGAAGGAGCGCGACGCGCGAGCUGCGGAAUUAGAAGAACUCGAGUCAAAGCGGGUAAAACUCGAAGAAGAGGUCGCGGCACAGGAGACCCAGCGUCAGAGACUGUCGCAACAACUAGAAACCAUUCAUCACGAGGCCAUGGCGCGACGAGCGAGCGAAGUUUUUCAUUUUCAUACCUCAACUUCAACUACAUCCGGUGGUAUAGUUUUUAAUAGUGAAGAGACUUCAACAACGGGAAGGGGAGGAACAGGAACAGCAGACGCGAGCAGCAGCAAAAUGCAAGGUGGCACUACCGCAACAAGUGCUUCCUCAACGACGCAGAAGCAAUUCGCGCCAGGAGUCUCUCUCCAAGCACGCUUAGAUCAAGCGAAAAGCAUGCUGCUACAAGCGGAGCAACGCUUGCAGCGAGAUUCACAGAUGCUGCUCGAGCGUCUCACGAGCAAGCCAUUGAGUCAGGACGGAGAGCAUCCGAUGGAUGAGGAAGAGGUAAUGAUGGCCCCGCAUCAGAGAUUGGAUAAGGCCAUGCGAAAAACUAUGAACGACUUCGACACGCGUCUCGACAAUUUGAACAACUUCUUCAAGGACAACAUGGGACGAGAUGGAGAAGCACCAGACCCAGAGCAGGCAGACGAAGAAUUAUCGGCAAAGUCAAUCAAGUCUAGCAAGAACAAGGACGAAGAGGGCGGUCCCCUGGGAGCUAUCGGAAGCAGCGAUGAUCCAACUCCAGACGGCUCCAGACGAGCCAACCCAACAGCUGUUUCGUUCGCGUCUUUGGGGCAAGAGGACAUCGACAUUAGUGAUUCGAGUGCCGACUACCCUUGUAACGCGGAGUCAAGAAUGUUGGCCUCAGUGGUCGAGCCUAUUUACGUAUCAGCGCGAGAGGACUCGACGAGAGUGCCCACGGUCCCCACGACUCGCAAAGUCGACGACUCUAGUGCUUCGGACGCCGACGACCUGGAGAGGGAGACUUCCGCUCCGAUGAAGUUAAGCCUCGCCUCGAACGCGUCUGCGGCGUCGAGUGCGUCGGCUGCGAUGAAGUUAAGCCUCGCCUCGAACGCGUCUGCGGCAUCGAAUGCGUCGGCUGCGGCUGCGCGAAGGUAUGGCUACGACACCAGUAACUGGAAACCACCUGAGAUAGCGUUUCAACAGCACAGGCUGACCACCUCCAUGGGAUCUAGUGCAUUUCAAACAGCGGCAAGAGGCACAAUUAUGGUUUUAUCCUCUAAUCCAUCUUAAUCUUUUUGAAAGCAGACAUUCUGAAGGGUCAGUCUGUUUUUCACGAAGAAAACGCUUCUACGCUUCUCGGAUGGAUCAUCUCGAGAUGGAUUAGGGUGCGCUCUAAAUCUAAUAUCACAAGAAGUGUCUUCGCGAUGAUGCCUUUCAAACAGCCAGGGGGUCAGGUCGGCGCGUUCGAAAGUAGUGUCCAGGGCCACGACAUGCAUUACUACAGUCCUGUGACGAGAGCGUCGUCCUCACCAGCAGCAGGACCACCAAGCCCGACGGCAGCCGCAGCAGCAAAAUUAGCAGCAAUGAAGAUUUCUAGCGCAAGUAGGCCUAGUACUCGGAAAGUACCUGAGCCCGAGGCGGAGGCAGCGGCCGCCAGUGCACCGUUGUCGGUCGAAGCCUCUACGCCACAAUCACUGCUUGGGCCCCACGAGUCGAAGAACUUGUUGGAGAUCGAAUCCAACAACUUGGAGAUUAAGAACAACGACACCUCAUCUAAAAAACAAUCCGUUCUUCUAGUUGCCUCCACCACAUCUGUUAGUGUUACUCCACCGAAGCGCGCAGUGUCGAGAAAGGUGAGUAAGCGCAUUACGAGACUCACGAGGCGAGUCAGCGCAUUUACAAGGCGGGACCCGUCAAGCACGUUGGAUGAACAGCUUACCAACCUGUUUGACAAACUCUCGAAUCUCCGCGACAAAAUAACAAGUACCGCCCACGAGGAGGACGUGGAGGACGGCGAUGAGCAAAUGUCUGCUAUCUUCGCCGAUCUUGGAGCAGGUGGAUUAUACGAUGACAAUGUGAGUGAAGGUUAAGGCUUCCGGGAAUCCAUCUUCAGAAGCACAAGCAUCCUGGGGCACUUGCUUGUAAGGGAAAACAGACUGGUGCGUGUCAAGAGAUGAUACAACUCUUCUAGAGAAGAUAGAAGAUUCCGGGAAAAUCUAAGAAGAAGAUGACUCAGGAGAUGAAGAUGACGGUGCAGACUCCCUAGAACAACUCGAGCAAAUGCUCGAGCACCUUGGUCAGAGACUCGUAGUCCUCCCUUCGCGGUCCACGAUCCCGCCGCCUAGUGUUAAGGCUAGAAAUGUGGCUCCAUGAUACUCUGAGAUCAUCUUUAUUCCUGAUCCUGAAACAACAUGAUGUAAGUGGUGGCUGCAGCAGGAAGUGAAUAUUAGUUUGAGAAAGGAAUACGAAUAGGAGGAAAGACGUGGGCGACGUACUAGGGAUUAUAGUAGGGACAGCUCAAAGUCAAAGUUAAGAUCAACUAUGCAAGAGGAUGAGUCUAUGUCUAAUCUUACUGGAGCCUUUGAACCGAGUAGGACAGUAGCUGAUGUCACUCCGUCUGACCUAUCUUCUGGGAGUGCAACUGACGCCAUUCCAGCAGGAGGCUCAGCUGUUAGCGAGACCACGCAGGCCAAUACCGAUGCAAUAAAUGGUGGAUACGCGGGUGGACAUCCGCCCAGUGCAGAGGAACCUAGAAUAACCUCAGAACAAGCAGCGGCGCCGGGUAAAGUAACUGGUGCUGAAACUUCAGUCGCUAGUACAGUCACGUUCAGUCAGGACCCUGAUGAGGUAGUCGCGUUGACCCCACAUGAGGAGCACGAUCAUGAUGCGGAUACGCACGAUAUUGAGCAUGAGGUCGUUAAGAACACUGACACCGUCACAGAGCGUAAGCGGCCGAUGACAGAGAACCCGGUGUUGAUGGACGACGAGAAGAUGCAACGAUUUGUGGCGACACUGUCGGGAUCGGAGCUAACCGUAGACCAGAAACUGACGGUGGUUGCCCGAUUGCUGGACGCAGCACGUGACGCAGGCGCCACGGAACAUGAGGUGGCUGAGCGAGAAGCCCUUCUGCUCGAGCAUCUUGACCUCUCGGACGAGGCUGCAAAUGCUCUGGCUGAAGCGGCCCUGGCAGGCACAGAAAGCGAAUCUGAUGAUGAUCAUCAUGAAGAGGAAGUAGAGCACCAUGACCAAGAGGAGCAUGAGCAUCCUGACGAGGAAGAGCAACAUCAUGAGGAGGAACAUCAUGAAGACAUGCAGCAUCCUGAAGAGGAGCAGACCCCUUCAGCGACAGAAGGCGUUCCUGCAGCAACUAAGGCAGCUGCUCAUACGGAUGGCAUUGCUGCCAAACCAAGCAGUAGUGUGAAGAAGGGGAAAUCAAUGGAUACGUCCGAUAAAGAACAUGGGAAAAAAGUUGUCAAGAAGGCAAAAACUGGUACGACUACAGCCUCUUCAUCCUCUGCUCCAAAAAAGAGUGUCGUAUCGAAAAGUGCCAAAGCCCUUCACAGUAAGGAUGGGAACAAGACGGGAAGUUCGUCUUCGCCGAAAGUAGGAACGCCAGGGAAAGUGAUCUAUGCAGGGUCAAGUGCACAUCCUAAAGUAGGAACGACCCCGCAGAAAGCAAAGGCCAGGAGCACAACUACAACGACGAUUGUCGCGAAAAAGGCAGCUGCGUCUAGCUCUAGUAGUUCUGCUGGUGUGGCGUCCAAGGUCGUUAUGGUCACAUAUCAUAAGAGCUUCUUAUCAUCACUAAAGCCUCAGUGGUUAGUACUUUAUAUCAUCAAGGUGGAUACUGCGCCGGUUAGUGUGAGCCAAGCAAGAGAUGUAGCUCUCAUUUCACAGAGUACACAGAAAGUAAGGCCACACAGAGCGAAGCGGAGACCAGGGCCAGAGUAUCAGUAGCAGCUCUUACUUUGUGACCAUAACGACCUUGGGCUAGUUCUGCUGGUGUGGCGUCCAAGGUCGUCAUGGUCACAUUCCAAGUACUCGAUGGCUUUGAUGAGGUUGCUCUACUUGUUUGAAACGCUUUACAACUCUUUUCGCCCACACCAUUCAUUUCAGUGGCUCAAUUUCAGUUUAUCUACCUUGAAGUAAGUGAUGUUUUACUUUUAGGUAGUGAGAAACUCCAGCCUGAAAGAGGACUACUCCAGCACUGCACCCACUCAUUUGAUCUUCUCUAAACCACACGACCAUGCUGCUCCGAAAACUAAGGCUAAAGCAAAGUUGAAUUUGCACAAAUCUGCGUCGAGGCCAACCGCGAAUCCGCAGAUGUUUUUUCCGGAAACUACAGCGGACAACUCAGAAAUCGAGGAUGCUUUCGAAGACAUAUUGAGAGCCAAAAUCCGCAGUUCCCGACAGGCACUGCAGAACGCAUCGCUGUUUCAAAUGACAGGGAGUAGGAAUGAUCAGGAGGAUUCCUUUGAAGAUUUGACUGGCGAAGAAGACGAGGACGAAGAAUUUACGGACGAGGACAUGAAAUGUGAUGAACGGUACAUCGUUAACGUUGGUCAAGAAGCCCCCGAAGCGGAGGAAGAAGAUGAACGGUACGCCCUUAACGUUGGUCAAGAAGCCUCCGAAGCGGAGGAACAGGAUGAAGAAGACAAUACCGAUAUUGAGGCACACGAGCUGCAGGCGAAAGCGCCUUUCCUGUGGUACCCUGAAACGCGGUCGGCAGCUGUAUCUAAAAGUAUCGGCGACACGGAUCCUCUUUUAGCGUCGACAACGAUUCUCUGAUUCUGAACCUGAAGACUAAUUCUGAAGAUGAGGUCAGAGUAUCUAUAAUUGUAUAUAUAAAUAAGAUUUACAUUGUGGUUGUCGUUCGUUAUCCUGCGAGUACGAGCAAUGAUAAUUAUUCUUAUGCAUAGAAACUGAAACAUAGACAUACUCUCUCAUACCAAUACCAUAAAAAAGCAUAGUGUAUACCAAUCUCAACAAUCAUAACCCUAAGAAAUGUUCUCAAAAAAGCAUAAAGAUAGACAUACUUCAAAGAAAAGAGCUAUAAUUCGAAAUUCAAUAUGGUAACUAGGGAAUUAGAUAGCAGGCAUGCAUACUAGCGAAAAAAGACCAUCAGAACCGACUAGCAGCAUGAUAAAAAGAGAAUAAAACAUUCGCGUACAACAACUAGGAUUAGUCGUCCGUGUCCGAUUUGUAUUUUCGAGCAGUAGUACCACAAGAUGAAUACCUAUGUUGCCGUGAGCAAAACCUCCAGGCAGUUCAAGGUAUAUGAGAAAAAUGUGUGAUCAGUUUGUUGAAAUUAAGCUAUAAUUCCGACUGUUUAAACUUGAUAGUGAUACAUUAGCUGCAAGAACAAAUUGAUGUUAGCAAAAAGAACAUAGACAUUGACAUAAAUAACAUUCAGAAUCAGGUCGAUGUAUCUCAAAAAAUGAUAAAAUUGUAAAGAUUUGCAUACCAUUUACAUUUACAGGACGAUGAAAAUUUACCACAGUAUCAAAAUCGAAAAAGUAGGUACAACACAGAUACAGAAUAAGUGGUCAGGCCAGCUCCUAAACUACUUUCUUACCAAGUGAUCAGAAAACGUAAGCUUCAUCAUAUUCAUCGAGGAGUGACCUUAUCAUGGCUCCGCACGUAGUAUUUAAGAAGGAGCAUUUACUUAGCUUUAUUAUUAUAUUUAUCAGAAUGUACUGUAGAGAGUGGUCGCCGUUGCGGUACAAUAAUGUGUACCCGAAAAUUUUGGAUAAAUAACGCUCUCAUGAUUUGCGAUGAAAAAUGCGCAGCAAUCUAUGCGAAAUCAUUUUGUUGAAGGCAAAAAUGUACGUCACUAAGAACUAUUCUAUUGGUAUUGUAGCAGGAGCUAGCUUUCAUUUUGCUGAGAUAGAUCCAUUUCCAU
Molecule: messenger RNA, 12102 nt
Organism: Amoebophrya sp. A25
Lineage: Eukaryota; Dinophyceae; Syndiniales; Amoebophryaceae
Source: the annotation of a GenBank genome assembly